AUGUCAGAAUCGGCCGCGGCUGCGAAUACGGCCAACGAGAAUACGAAGCCCGAGCAAGAAUCAUCGUGGACUUCGAAUACUGCGGUAUCCUCACAACCAAGGAGGGACCCCUUAUCAACAGAAAAUACUGCUCAGACGGCAUCAGCAUCAGCGUCUGCGGCUGAGCCUUCCUCCUCAUCAACACCUGCUCCUGCCAUUCAACGGCUGGAAUCUGUGGCUAUUGGGCCAUCGAUAGAUGUUGAUCCCAAGCUGGUGACUAGUGACGCUGGGCCGGUGCUGCUUAUUACACUUCUCCUGACAUCUGGAGCACGGCAUCCAUACAAGCUUGAUGAGAAAUACCUGACGAAGCGGAAUGUGGUCGUACCGGCCUUGACCGAGGGUGGGAGGAAAGACCCGUACAGCAUCAGUGUGUAUACGCUAAAGGAAUUGAUCUUGCGGGAGUGGAGGGAAGAGUGGGAAACACAACCGAGCAGUCCCAGCAGCAUACGAUUGAUUUAUUUCGGGCGGUUAUUGGAUGACAAGACGCCAUUGAAGGAGUGUAGAUUCAAUACCGAAUCAGCGAAUGUGGUACAUAUGACCGUCAGGCCACAAGAUAUUGUUGAUGAGGAAGACGCAUCAAAAAGCAAGGCGUUAGCUAGGGGUAGAGAAGGCGCAGAAGGCACAGCUGGGUGUCGGUGUGUGAUACUAUAA
Molecule: messenger RNA, 690 nt
Organism: Hyaloscypha bicolor E
Lineage: Eukaryota; Fungi; Ascomycota; Leotiomycetes; Helotiales; Hyaloscyphaceae
Product: ubiquitin-like protein
Exons: 2
Coding region: 1-690 (229 amino acids)
Molecular function (GO): protein binding
Source: RefSeq, a predicted model, not a curated record